GAGCGAAAAAAUGUAAACAUGCUUAACCAAGUGGCACCUUUCUCUCUCCUCUCCUUCUCUCUCCUCUUCAUUUAUUUUUCAAUCAAAAAUCCUCAAUCCUCAAAACCAUUCUUCGUAACUUCUGCAUCAGUCUAAUCCACCACACUCUCCUCAACUCAAUUUCAUUUCCCGCCCCAUCCUAAUUCCCAAUUUCAGCGUGGGGUCGGGAAAUUAGGGUUUCAACUAUCGAUGCACGUUUUAGGGUUCAGUUAAUUAAUCAAAACAAUGGGAGAGCGAAAGGGGGAAUCAUGGGAAGAGUGGUCAUGGUCACGCUCCGUAAGCGAAACAGUAAACGGGUCACACGAAUUAACGAUAAAGGGUUAUUCUUUAGCUAAAGGAAUGGGUCCCGGAAAAUACAUCACUAGCGACACUUUCACCGUUGGUGGUUACGAUUGGGCCGUUUACUUUUACCCUGAUGGAAAAAAUCCUGAAGAUAAUUCUGUUUACGUUUCAGUUUUCAUUGCACUUGCUAGCGAUGGUACCGAUGUCAGGGCUCUUUUCAAAUUAACGUUGCUGGAUCAAACACCAAAGGGUAACCAUAAAGUUCAUAGCCACUUCGAUCGUCCACUUGAGAGUGGUCCUUAUACUUUAAAGUACAGAGGCAGCAUGUGGGGUUACAAGCGAUUUUUUAGGCGGUCGCUGUUGGAGAAUUCGGAGUAUUUGAAGAAUGAUUGUCUUGUCAUGCACUGCACGGUUGGUGUUGUCAAGACACGUUUUGAAGGUUCCAAACAAGGUGUUAUUGUGCCUGCUCCAGAUAUGGGUCGUGAUUUUAAGAGCUUGUUUGAAUCUCAAGUUGGUUGUGACAUGGUUUUUAAGGUCAAGAGUGAAAGCUUCAAGGCUCAUAAGUUGAUUCUUGCUGCCCGUUCGCCUGUGUUUAGAGCUCAGUUUUUUGGACUUGUUGGGGAUCCUUGCUUAGAGGAAGUAGUGGUAGAAGAUAUCGAGCCCUUUAUCUUCAAGGCAAUGCUUCUCUUCAUUUACUCCGACAAACUUCCUGACAUCGAUGAGGUUAUGGGCUCUAUACCUAUGUGCUCUUAUACUGUCAUGGUGCAGCAUCUCUUGGCUGCUGCUGAUCUCUAUAAUCUUGACAGGCUAAAAAUGUUAUGUGAAUCAAAGUUGUCUGAAGAAAUCAAUACGGAGACCGUAGCCACAACACUUGCCCUGGCCGAGCAACAUCACUGCCCACAGCUCAAGGCAAUCUGUUUAAAAUUUAUUGCAAAUCCGACAAACUUGGGAGCUGUAAUGCAAUCUGAAGCUUUUUUACAUUUGAAAGAGAGCUGCCCCUCAAUGUUAUUGGAAUUGCUAGAGACAUUUGCAUCAGUGGAUGAUAACUCAGGUCCAACGUUGACCAGGAAGAGAAGUGGCAGUAGCAUAUAUGGGCAAGAUUUAGCAGAUGGAGGGGCUGCAGAAUCAGUUAAUCCAAAUGGAAGGCGUGUCAGAAGGCGGACAUAAAAGUAGUUUACAGUCUGGAUCUUCAACCUUGAAAGACAAAACCCUAGUUAUGGAACUGCCUGUCAAUAUGAGUAAUUUACGGUUUUCUUUUCUCGUGAACCCAGACCUUUCAUGCGUGAAGUUUCUGCCCUUCCUACCUUGUCUCAAGUGGCUACUCUGGACAGCAUUUUAAAUGGUAGUCUGACAUUAGCACAGUUCUAAAUUUCUAAUGUAGGGUAUAUCAUGUUUUAUGAGUUUAAUAAAAGGUAGUAAAUAGUUGAUAUAUUUGUUUUCUAAAUGAUGUCUUGAAAGGAAACACGUUUCCUUGAUAAGUUAUAUAGAUGAAUUGUAGAAUUUUCCCCAUUUUGUUUCUCCUAUAUAUAAUCAUGAAUUUGGAGUUGAAGUGUCUGGACUUUGAACUUAAAA
Cicer arietinum (chickpea) is the source of this 1893-nucleotide messenger RNA. RefSeq names its product BTB/POZ and MATH domain-containing protein 3. The record is from RefSeq and is a predicted model, not a curated record. Lineage: Eukaryota; Viridiplantae; Streptophyta; Magnoliopsida; Fabales; Fabaceae. Gene Ontology annotation, molecular function: protein binding. Gene Ontology annotation, biological process: protein ubiquitination.